CGCGGCCAGUGUCAUCUUAAUUUCGUCCCGUACUCGCAGUAAAAGCAGCCCACGUUCGGCGCAAUUUACGGUGACUUGUCGUAUCAAUUCAUCUGAACAACAUACAAUCAUGCGGAGCUUGAUUCGUCUCUACAUAAAUACACUUCGUACAUUUGUUUUGUGCGAAACAACAAACAACGGGCGCGAGUUACGGUUGAGGUGCUUGGAGGUUAAGUGCCUCCUUGGUAGACGAGAACGUUGUGCAGCCGCUGAUGCGCGAACCAGCGUAUAAUUUCGCACGGUCGGAAAUUUUGGACGUGGCAGCCGGCCAGUCAUCUUGACCGUGUUACGUUCACGCGAGUCAUCGGACGAAAGCGAAGGUUAUGGCGAAAUAUCUGAUACAAAUCAUCGUGGCCGGCACGCAGGUCGUCGGCAAGGCGUUCGCACGUGCGCUGCGCCAAGAAAUCGCGGCAAGUCAGGAAGCGGCGCGAAGGGCCGGCGGUGGCACGAGGGGCGCGAAGCAUGUCGCCGCCAACACCAAGACCGGCAUCUCCCUGGAGGAGGCGCUUCGCAUCCUUAACGCGGAACGUCCUGACCAGACCGAAUUGAUCGAGCAGAACUACAAGUAUCUCAUGGAGGCUAAUGACAGGUUGAAGGGCGGCUCGUUCUACUUGCAGUCGAAGGUGGUACGCGCCAAGGAGCGUAUCGACGAGGAGCUGAAGAACCAAGGAAUAUCGUCAUCGACGACAACGAACGGUCAGGAAGCUUCCAAGCAGCCAUAAGAGACUUGCCUCCUAGUUUAAAUUUACUUAAUCUCACUAUAGAGAGACCUGUACAUAAUGUCACAUAGCAUAAUUAAUAAAAAAUAAUGAAUGUUCUGACGUAGAUCAGAAAGUUUGUUAACACA
This is a messenger RNA of Dinoponera quadriceps, 886 nucleotides long. It is a transcript of the gene blp, whose product is annotated as mitochondrial import inner membrane translocase subunit Tim16. Gene Ontology annotation, biological process: protein import into mitochondrial matrix. The transcript has 2 exons. The record is from RefSeq and is a predicted model, not a curated record. Bases 363 to 761 code for a protein of 132 amino acids. Gene Ontology annotation, cellular component: TIM23 mitochondrial import inner membrane translocase complex. NCBI's taxonomy places the organism in Eukaryota, Metazoa, Arthropoda, Insecta, Hymenoptera, Formicidae.